GUAGAGACGCACAAUAUGUACUUGCAUGCGUUAGAAAGAGAUGAUCAAACCCACGUGAGGAACAUCAACAAUAGAUUACAAAAAAACUAAGCCUACCUGGAAGGUAAGACGCUCGGGUUUUCCGCCCCCGCGCCGCUGCCUUCAGUUCAAGUCAAGUCAGUCUUAUAGAAAGCCUUCUCGUAGGCGAUCGUAUCGGAUCGGGUGACUUAACUUUUAAUUUAACCAAUAGUUUCCAGUUGAAGUAAGUUCAUUAGUGAUUUUUAUCGGUGGCCGAGUGGCAGACAGUGACGCUAUUCGGCAGUUGUUAAUUGCUUCCCGGUUUAACCACCUGCUGUACUAUUAGAUAGCUGCCGGUGUCUUCCCGCCUAAUUCACCUCUGUGGCUAAAUAGGUGCGAGUAAUAAAACUUCUGUGAGCAUAUCUGAACGUAACUUGCGGGGUGGAAUUCAAAUGUGAAGUUUCUUGGACGUGCGCAGUUUACUUAUUGCCUUAUACGAAGUUGUUGCGGACAGCGUUUGAUAGAGUUAUGUAUAUUUAGCGCGCGGCCAUUGUCUUCGAUCACAACUGGUAUGGAGAUUGAAUCUCAAUGAGGGAUCGUAUUCAAUUGAUUCGACGGACAGACAGUGUUCGUGUUUAGAGCGAGCUAUGUGGACUUGUUGGUGAAAUGAUCAAGUUUCGGUAUAAGCGAAAGGAAACGAAUGAUGGCGGGAAAGGUGGGACGGCGAUACAGAAGCAGAAAAUCGAGGGUUUGAAGGAUAGGGAGUUGCUGCCUCCUAAGGAUUUAAUAGGAGGCUCUCUCGCUGGUGUGAGGCACAACACUCUACCUCGAUCUCGCCCGCCGUCCGCUGCAAGACGAGACCCACCCGAAACACUUCUAAGUCAAACCACUUUAUCUCUAUUCAAAGAGCUAUUCGCUCAACUGCAAUGGUCAGCAGAACGAGCGCCAGCGGCCGACAGUCUCCGCAGGGCGUUAGGCGGCGGUGGGGCUCGCUUCCAACUUGGUUGCAUGGCCGACGCGAGCGAAUGCUUCGAACAUCUUCUUCUACGAGUCCAUGCUCACGUAGCAGCCGGCAGUGGCGACAAGCGAGAUGAUGACGCCUGCAGGGCACCACAUUGUGUGCCCCAUAGGAAAUUCGCUAUGAUGCUCGUGGAGCAGUCGGUAUGCGGUGCCUGUCAAGCAACUUCGGAACCUCUACCUUUUACUCAGAUGGUUCACUACGUCUCAGCAACAGCACUAACCGCGCAAGCAGCUCUUGGAGAACAUGGUGACAGCUUUGGCCUUCUACUGAAAAAGGCAGGGGGCAUGGGCGAUAUAAGAGACUGUCCUAAUGCGUGCGGAGCUAAAAUUCAAAUCUGCAGAACACUAAUGAAUCGUCCUGAAGUCGUAUCAAUCGGGAUGGUUUGGGACUCCGAAAGGCCAGCUGCCGAGCAUGUAGCGGCGGUCUACGCAGCUUUAGGUACCGAAUUACGUCCAACGGAUGCAUUCCACGCAUGCGUCGAUAGAGCCUGGGCAGCUCGCGCUACCCACCAACUUGUCGGUCUUGUGACGUACUAUGGCAAGCACUACUCCACUUUCUUCUUCCAUAGUAAGCUAAGGGUAUGGAUAUACUUCGACGACGCAGACGUCAAAGAAAUUGGACCGGAAUGGUCACAAGUUGUUGAGAAGUGCAAAAGAGGCCGAUUUCAACCUCUCUUGCUCUUGUAUGCUGCAGUAGAUGGUACGCCAUGUGAUACACGCCAUGCUCCUAAAGAUGUAGUGCCAUUCCCUGCACCCGAACCACGAAGAGCGGUUACUCCAGCUCCUGAACGGCCAAUAGCGAGUUAUGCCAGAAGAGCGGUUACUCCUGGCCCGGAUAACGAUAGUGAUUAUGUAAGUCGGAAAACUGUAGAAAAUAUGCUAGACGUUCAAGCUAGUCGACGAGCACAGUUAGCAAGAAGUCUAAGUACAAGCUCUGCUUCAGACACGCAAGAAAGACCGAGAGCCCGCAGAGAUUCUGGAAACUGGAGUGGAGAUAGAAACAGUGCAUCGUCAGCUUCAUCUUCGACAGUAGAAAGUCCAUAUAUGUAUCCAAGAGGCCGUGGACCUGGUAGCAUUCCUAGUAGCCCAACUAGAAAAGGAGAAUUAUCAAGUGGUGGUUCCUGUGACGCUGGUUAUGAUUCCUACUCGCUAUCAUCUACCGACAGCUUACCUCUUCAACAAGGCUUAAGACAUAAUUUACAACUUGCUCAGAUUCCUGAGUUGACCACCCGAGGUGAUUGUGAAGCUCUUUGUCUGGAAGCAGAUAGGUUAUUAGAAAAAUCGCGUCAUGCCGAAGACGCUGCUGAUUAUGAAACUGCUCUUGUACUUUGCGAUGCCGCAGCAGCUAAAGCUCGUGCUGCAAUGGAUGCACCUUAUAACAAUCCGCAUACAAUGACAUUUGCUCGAAUGAAGCAUAAUACUUGCGUGAUGCGGGCUCGUAGCCUUCAACGACGUAUGGCUGGAAUGAAUAGAGUCACGGAAAUUCCACAAACAGCGGCGGUGAGAAACACUAAAUGUGGGCUUGAAAGUUCGCCUACCACCAUCGAAAUUUAUGCGACCUUACCUAAAAAGAAAGGGUCAGCUAAGAAAUCGCCUAAAAACAUUGAAGACGAUAUAGAUAAUCCCCCUAGAGAACGUCCGCCACGACAUAAAUCUCGAGAGGAAGAAAAAGUGCGAGAGAAACGGUCGAGAAGCGAAGACCGGAGCCGUGCACGAAAGGAAAUAACCGUGGCACCGGAAAAAAAGGAAGAGCCCGCUGAAGACAAAAAAGCAAAUAAAAAACAGCACAAAAUUCGUAGAAAACUACUAAUGGGUGGAUUAAUAAGGAGAAAAAACCGUUCAAUGCCAGAUUUAACGGAGGGAGCAGAUGCGAACAGUGAAAAUAAAAACAAGGAGACGCGUGUAUCUUCUGUUGAUGACGCAGAUGUAGGGAGAAGAAAAGUUGAGGACAAGAGUAACCUGAGUGGUUAUUUGUCAGAAGGUCACUUAGAAUAUUCAGCGGCGAGUGGAACAAAUCCUAACUUAGAGAGAAGCAAACUAAUGAGAAAAAGCUUUCAUGGAAGCGCUGGUAAAAUAUUGACCGCUGCGAAAGUACCACCACCGCCGCCGCUGCGAACGACUUCUCAGCUUAGCGGGACUAAGUUCGAAUCAGAAGUAACAGAGCACGGUAUCCAGUCACGGCCACAACAACCUUUACCACCUUCCACUCACGGCGAAUAUUCCUAUUCUCAGGACAAUGAAGAAGAUUGUGGCUUUUCUGAACAAUACGGCGAGGAGCAUCAGUCUCUACCGUUUCUUCCAUCUUACGAUGAAAAUUCUAUGAAUCACUAUAACAAUAAUAGACUAGACGAUUCACCGGAUACGUCCCAAAAUUUUCAUACAGUGGUUACUAAAGCUAUGAUCCAUCACGAGCAGAGUCCAGUUAAAAGAGAUAAUAUGCCAAACAUAUUGCCCUCUCCACAUAAUAUUCAAAAUCUGACUAACGUAUUCGAUAACGGAGUGGAUGUUGUCGAUUGUGCAAUGCCAAGGAGAUCGCCACCAAUGUUCGAAUUACCACCAUAUCCGAGUCCAAUGAACUCUGUCAAUCACUCGAGACAGCCAAGUGAAGAAUUUCCGCCACCUCCGCCACCGAUCGUUAUAGCGCAACAAAACUUGAUACAAUUACAAGAUGAACUAAUUAAAUUGCAUCAACGUAAUAACAAUUCAGAUAAUAAUAAUUAUGGUAAUUAUAACAAUAGUAAUCAAACAAACGCACAAAACGAUUCACUUCUGGCCCAGCUACAAGAAAAAAGAAAUCAAAUUCUUAGAAAUGAAGACUGCAUUACAAAACUUAACCAAUUAGAAACUAUUGGCACACCUGGGGACAAUUGGCUAAAAGAAUUGCAAGCCAAACAAGCAGCUCUAAGAUUAAAAAGGUCUGGUUCCCUUGAGUGCCAGCUAUCGUCGAAUACUAAUGAAAAUCCUCCGCAAAACUUCGAAAAUAGUAGUAAUGUUAGGAAUAUAGCUUCCAGAUUCGAAAACAGUGCACAAAGUGUAUCUAACGAAGCAGAGCGAGCCCAUGUUGGUUAUGUUGGUAUAGGCGGAAGUCGAGACGUCAUAAAUUGUUCCAAUCAAUCUAACAAUAGGAUAUACGCAAGACGCGCUUCAUCAUCUUCUAUUGAUCCUAAGUAUACCGAUGACGAAGAUCAAAAGAAUGUAAAUGGUGCUCUAUAUGGCGACCGUACGAAACCUAAGAAAAAGUCGGUUUCUUUUUGUGAUCAAGUUAUUUUAGUAGCGACUGCAGAAGAUCAAGACGAUGAUAGUUACAUACCCAAUCCAAUUUUAGAAAGAGUAUUAAAGUCGGCUAUGAAUAAACCAGAACUAACCACUGUUCCGCUACAAACAGAAAAGUCAUCCCUCCAAAGAACAGAGUCUUUUGACAGUCAAUCUUCGAGAUCUACUAUAUCAGCAUUAUCACAAACAUCAUAUGCACCCAAUGAUGGCGGUCACGCCGACUAUUAUAGAGUACAAAACUCUUACCCCACGUAUGAAAUUGCUCAAACAAGGCCUCAACAACAAUUUAACCCUCAGAAGAGUACAUCUGUACACGGAACUAAUUCACCAGUGCAAUCAAACCAGAAUCCAAAUUUGCCGAUUAAUAAUCAGAUUUAUCAAGCUCUUCCGGCUAAUUCUCAACAGAAUGCUAGUAACCCGGUACCUUAUAAUCAACCACCAUCUGCAUAUUCCAAUCAAAGCAGCACCAGCCCACCAAACUUCAGCCACAAUCCUGCUAAUAGACUGACACCUACGUCACACAAUGCUCCUUAUAUAGCUAAACACGUUCCAAAUAUUCAAAGACCUAUGCCGAAUUCAUAUCCGCAUCCUACGGGUCAAUUGCAUCAAGGAAAUCCAACGCAAAACAACAGUUAUUACCAUUUAAAACCUGCGCCACCCUCUGUGCCUUACCCAAAUUACUACAACCCACCGACAAGCUAUCCUAACUCAGAUUAUUCUAGUCGAUAUCCCCAAGUGAAUAGUACAAAUCAUUAUAAUAAUAACCAUUCGCCUUACCAACGAGUACCACCGCCGCACGGCGACAUGCCAGUCGACCACUACAAUAAUAAUAAUAAUAAUUACCAGAAGAUACCCAAUAACCAUUACCUUGACAACAAUGCGAACAACCAAAGUCGCAUAAAUGACUCAAGAAAUUAUACAAAUUCUCAACAGCGCGCCCCAAUAUACAACCAACCUUCAGAUAACGACCAAUAUCAGUAUCCUCAAAAUGGUUACAACCCAUAUCAACAUUUACCGCCACCGAAACAAAUGCAGAAGAAAUCGGUGUCCUUCGAACCAGGUACCAAAGGGGGAACGGACUCUCCUGUACCACCACAGAUGGCCGGAAAUUAUGGGAGCGAAGGUCUGGCAACUACACUUAUGUCUGGACAAAAAUCGCCUUGUAAUUUAUGUCGUAAGAAAACUGUAAUCCCUCCGGCGAUAUACUGUCCAGACUGUGAUUACUACAUGUCAAGAUUCAAACCUCGUUCAUAGCACUAAUGACGUAGGCAACUAUGAUGAAAUACGAAUAAAUCCUACCGAAUAAAAAGAUUUUAUAGAUAUUUAAUAGUUAUUUAGUAAAAUGUAAACAGCGAAGUAAAUGCUUUUAAUGAUAAAAAAAUUAAAAUGCUUUUAAUGAUGAUAAAAUUUACUUAUGUAGGUACUUGAUUACAAUGUUUUGAUAAAUAUACAUAUUCAAUGAAGUGAAUACGACUGAUCUCAAUUAAGCCUUUUAAAGAUUAUUCCCUUCUCUAAUUUAAAUUUAGUACUUUCCUGCCUGUUUACUAAAUAAGUAUAUGAUGUAUAUGUAGGUAAGCUAUUUUUGUA
Pararge aegeria (speckled wood butterfly) is the source of this 5877-nucleotide messenger RNA. RefSeq lists its product as uncharacterized. The record is from RefSeq and is a predicted model, not a curated record. Bases 664 to 5544 code for a protein of 1626 amino acids. Lineage: Eukaryota; Metazoa; Arthropoda; Insecta; Lepidoptera; Nymphalidae. The transcript has 4 exons. Gene Ontology annotation, molecular function: cysteine-type deubiquitinase activity. Gene Ontology annotation, biological process: protein deubiquitination.